AAACAUCACACCGAGUAAAAAUGUUCCAAGAUUCGGUCUUAUCUGAUGUGGUGGAGACGCGGCACUCGCUUUUCCAGUUUUCACACCAAUUCCGGUUCGGUUGUACCAGCCGCAUGCUUGGACUGACUCAGCCAAGUUUAUGAUUGUUCCACCAAUGAAAUUUCCAACCUCUCCUUUGGAUCACAUUCACAUGUACCAUAACCAUUAAAUUGUUACCCGUUCAUACAUCAAGUUCUAAAGUCUUCUCUUCACCAAUUCUGUUAUCUUUUUAACACGAAAGCAAAAAGAUAAUCCCACAGUGUACGUAUUACUUUAAUGCCAUGUCAUUUUCAUUAACCUUUCUUUUUUCUUCUUCUUCAACCGCUCUAUUUCCUCCUCGCCCUUCUAUCUCUGUCUUCGCUUCAGCCACCAACACUUCCAGGUUCAAAAUGUCGUCAGAUUCUCUACCUCCUCUCCCUGAAAACCGAAUCGUCGUAGGAUGCGGUGGUGUCGGAUUGGAUUUUUUGGCCGCAGUGGCUUCUUACCCGAAGCCUGACGAUAAAAUCAGAAGUACAAGCUUGAAGGUUCAAGGUGGUGGAAAAGCAGGCAAUGCUUUAACCUGCGCAGCUCGUUUGGGCUUAAAUCCCAGGAUAAUUUCCAAGGUUGCCGAUGACCCACAAGGCAAGGGUAUAUUGGAGGAGUUUGAAGCUGAUGGUGUCGAUACUUCUUUUCUUGUGGUUUCUAAGGAGGGUAAUUCACCAUUUACCUAUGUAAUUGUCGACAACCAAACGAAAACUCGAACUUGUAUACACACUCCUGGAUAUCCUCCCAUGCUACCAGAUGAUUUUCCACAAUCAACUAUGUCAUCUGAAUUGGAUAGAGCAGGGAUUGCUUAUUUUGAUGGAAGGUUGCCUGAAACUGCUAUAUUUAUUGCACAAGAGGCUGCUCGCAGGAAUAUACCUAUUUUAAUUGAUGCAGAAAGGAAAAGAGAAAGGUUGGAUGAUUUUCUGAAAUUGACCAAUUAUGCUGUAUGCUCAGCAAAAUUUCCUCAGGUGUGGACGGAGGCGCCAUCUGUUCCAAGUGCACUUGUUUCCAUGCUUUUGAGAUUGCCAAAUUUAAAAUUUGUCAUCGUAACCUUGGGUGAAAAUGGAUGCAUAAUGCUUCAGAGAAGCAAAAAUGAGGGUGCUGACUUGGAAGAAGUUGAUGUAGAGAGCUUAUUGGAAUCCCUGAACCAGAGAAAGGAUGAGAGUGUAGCCUUCCCAACAUGCGUAUCAUCGUUGGAGACAAAAUUGAGAGCAGAUGGGAUAGGAACUGUAAGCGGGAGGUUAUUUAUUGGAACAGCCGAGAAAAUUCCACCAUCAGAACUCUCUGAUACUACUGGUGCUGGGGAUGCAUUUAUUGGGGCAAUUCUUUAUGCCAUCUGCGCCAACAUGCCUCCAGAAAAAAUGUUGCCAUUUGCUGCUCAAGUGGCGGCUCUUGGCUGUAGGGCUCUGGGAGCUCGAACUGGUCUUCCACAUAGAUCACACCCACGGUUGGAAUCUUUUUUUUAGUUGAAUGUCUUAAAUGGUUAUCGCAUCAAGCGUGGCAUUCGAUCACUGGAUUGACCACUCACUCAUACCUCUGCUUGUUGGCUAUGUGAGACGAGCGUCCAAGAUCCCUGGAAAAAGAAGGUUUAAAUUCAUUUAGUGCUCGUAGUAUCAUUGAAUAUUAUUUUAUAGUUUAUAAUUGCUCAAGUACUACAAUUGUAAUUCGAUUUUUUUAAUACAAAUUCUUAGUUUUGGUUCAAUAUAAUU
This is a messenger RNA of Pistacia vera, 1772 nucleotides long. RefSeq names its product ketohexokinase-like. The coding region runs from base 321 to 1529 and encodes 402 amino acids. The transcript is spliced from 13 exons. Gene Ontology annotation, molecular function: kinase activity. Lineage: Eukaryota; Viridiplantae; Streptophyta; Magnoliopsida; Sapindales; Anacardiaceae. The record is from RefSeq and is a predicted model, not a curated record.